GUCAAAAUGUUUGUUGACAUUUUCUAGAAGCAAGCGGAGCAAGCAAGUUUCGCAAUUUCGUGUAAAAUCGUGAAUUUCGUGUAUUUUCAAUGUGAAUAACCGUGAUUUAGUUUCGUGCAGCUUAAAAACAGCUUAAACUCAAGCUUUUCACUACCUUCUCCGCCAUGGCCUCCGACAGCGAGCCGGAAUCGCCGCCAGAAUUUUCCGCCAGCGAAGACGAGUGGAACCCGGACCAGGAGGAGAAGAAAAUAACCGGUUUCAAAGCCGCAGCACCGCCGGCCAAGCGAAAAAAGCAACAAGUUAGGCAGCUUCCAACGCGUUCAUCCCGCCGAAUUGCCACCAAGUUGGGGAAGGAGCUGCCCAAGGAGGAGGAGGAGGAGGCGAUUGUGGAAGCUGUGCCGGAACUGCCACCUGAAGAGGAUGACGCGGUGUCGACGGAUGGGGAGGAGGUCGUUUCGAAGAAGAGGAAGCAACCGGUGGCGAAGGGUAGGAAGGGACGCAAGCCGAAGCAGGUGGUGGCGACGGUGGCCAAGGAGGAUUCGAUCAAGCUGACGACGUUUACGGUGGAGGAGUUGUAUCGGAAGUAUCGGCCGGAUUUGGCGGAACCUGCGAAGCAGGAGAAGGUAAAGGUGGUUAAGAGGAAGGUGAGGGAGGAGGACGAUCAGGAUGACGAUGAUGAGAGCAGCGGGGACGAUUAUUUGGUCGAUCCGGAUGAGCUGGAUUUGAAUUCGGAAUUUUUCAAUUCCGUUACUUCAAAGGAGGAUGGAAAGGGACGGGGAGAGGUCAAGUUUGAUUGCAAUGCCGGGGUGAGUGUGGCCGAGUCGGAGGAUGAUGAUGCGGAGGAUAAGCCGCUGAGUUCGGUCAAAAAUGCCGAAGUGGACUCGACGGAGUUCAACAAGAAGCUGAUUCAGCAGAUUAACCAGUCUAGCCAGGAUUGCAUGACGAUGGUCAAGUUGGUUGAGGUUUCCAAGCGGAUCGAGCGAGAACGUGAAGAGAUGGACCUGCUACGGAGGAAGCGCGAGCAGAAGGAGGUCAAGAAGGGAGAGGAGGACGUUUCGAACUUGCUGUUGGCGGGGGAGAAAGUUAAGGGGAAGGUCGUGAAGCAUUCCGGAAGGAGCGACUUUGUUGCGGUUGAUGGAGGUAAGAAAGAUAAGGACCGGGAAAAGACGGUUGAGAUUACGUUGAAGUUUGAAUCUGCGGAGCAGAAUGGGAGGUCGGGCAAGAAAAAGAUGGACCUGCUGACCGCGAUUAAGCGGAUGAUGAAUCGCGAGAAGCGACAGAACCAAAUCUACCUGCACAAAGUGUCCGUUCUUUGCUGGAUUGGCCAUGGGACGUUCCUCAAUCGAACGCUAAGCAACGCCAACCUUAUCAAAGCGAUCAACAAACGUCUACUGCCCUCUACGACCAACUGCCGGCCAAAAGGCCUCACCAAUCUGCACUAUUUCGAACAGGUCACGCGUUACUUCCGCAAGGCCGUACGCCUCAAGAACCACGUCAUGUACUUCCACCCACCAAACAGCGCCAAACUGCCACCCCUCUUCGCCACCCUCAAGUAUCAGAUCCUUCAGCGAUCGGCCUUCUCCAAGCGCGACUACAUUCUCCUUUACCUGUUGAUGCUCCGCUCGCUUUCGAUUCACUGCCGACUCAUAAUCUCCCUUCCGGUUCCCCCAAAGCACGUCCCAACCAGCGACCUCUACCGCAUGAAUCCACAAACGCGCGAAGAACUCGAAGCCGACCGGCGUCUCCUGCUAGACUUCCAACGCGCCCACCUCGCCCCCAAAGGAAGCACAAUCCGCAAAGUCAAAACCCAGCUGACCGCCAUGGUCGACAAAACCGUCGAAGCUCGGCGCAAAGAAGCCGCCCGAAAACGUCGCCGCGAAGGCUUCUGCGCCACCAUCCCCCAGCUGGACGGCGGCCACGACCACCUGCCGGAACCGAAACCGCGCAAGCAGCUGAAGCUGAUGGAGAGUUCCUUCCUCGAGAUCGAGCAGAACAUCGCGCGAAAGUUGCAAGGCAAGACGAAACCAGCGAAAAAACCGUCAACCGACAAAGACCAAAUUCCCUUCCCGGACGAACUCGACGAGCAGGUGAGGGCGCGCCGCGAGAAGAUCCUGGCCGCGUACAAGGCCUCCAAGGAGCAGAAGGCGGCGGCGGCUGCGGCCGCCAAGGCAGCGCAGGAAGAAUACUGCGGAGAAGGGUGCAGCUCGUCGUCGUCGCCGAGAAGGGGGCGUCGUCCCGGCAAGCGGAACGUUACGCGCUCCGGGAUUGACCUCUGGGUUGAGGUGUACUGCGAGCACGAGGACAAGUGGGUCACGGUUGAUGUCAUAUCCGGAAUGGUGCACUGCCUGGAGCAUACCGUGAACCAAGCCAGCCACCCGAUCUCGUACGUCCUAGCAUGGAACAACGACGGCUCCAUCAAGGACGUGUCCCCACGCUACAUUUCCCGCCUCGGCACCAAAAAGAGCAAACUUCGCGUCGAAGACAGUUGGCUCGAGCAGGCGCUAGUCGGUCGUAACGGCCGUCGCCGUCACCCAUCCCGCCGCGACCGCACCGAAGAUCUCAAGUUUGACAAGCUGCUCAACAAGCGACCCUUCCCGGAACAGAUCGCCGAGUUCAAAAACCAUCCCCGCUUCGCGAUCCAACGCCACCUGCUCAAAAACGAAGCAAUCUACCCGCGGGACGCCGUCGUCCUCGGCCACUUCAAGGGCGAACCGAUUUACCCCCGCGACUGCGUACACCUCCUGUUUUCCCGUGAAGGUUGGCUGCGGCAAGCCAAAACCGUCCGCAUGUUCGAGGAACCGUACAAAGUGGUCACGCGCAAGGCGAAAUACGAUCGCGUCACCGGCACCACCGUCACCGGACUCAACACGGAGCUGUUUGGCGAAUGGCAAGUCCAGGACUACGAACCUCCAACCGCACAGAACGGCCAAGUUCCUCGGUCCGCGUACGGCAACGUCGAACUCUUUAAGCCGUGCAUGCUGCCGAAAGGGACGGUCCACCUCCAACUGCCCGGACUCAACAAAAUUUGCAAACGACUCCGCGUGGAUUGUGCGCCGGCCAUCACCGGGUUCGAGUAUCGGAACAAUGCUUGUGCGGCCGUCUACGACGGGUACGUCGUGUGUGAGGAGUUCCGCGAUGUGGUUCUGGACGAGUGGUACCAGGAGCAGGUUGAGGAGCAGCGGAAGCAGGAGGAAAAGCGCCUCAAACGGAUCUACGGAAACUGGAAGCGGUUGGUGGCGGGACUGUUCAUCCGGAAGAAGCUCAAAGAUCGGUACAACUUUGAUAACAUGUAGCGAAGAAAAAAACACCGUUUUCAUUCAAUCACUCUAGUUUCGCGAGUUACGGACGACGGGUGCGGGAUUACGACGCGGUUCCAAUUUUCGCAGUGACAAGUGUGCGCGCCGCGGACAAGACACGACGACAACGGCGGACCCUUCUCGACGGCGGCGGAGAACAAGGAGAGAGCAGCAGCAGCAAGGCCGUACG
Molecule: messenger RNA, 3486 nt
Organism: Culex quinquefasciatus (southern house mosquito)
Lineage: Eukaryota; Metazoa; Arthropoda; Insecta; Diptera; Culicidae
Product: DNA repair protein complementing XP-C cells homolog
Exons: 3
Coding region: 165-3293 (1042 amino acids)
Biological process (GO): mismatch repair; nucleotide-excision repair
Cellular component (GO): cytoplasm; nucleotide-excision repair factor 2 complex; nucleus
Molecular function (GO): damaged DNA binding; single-stranded DNA binding
Source: RefSeq, a predicted model, not a curated record